This is a messenger RNA of Macrosiphum euphorbiae (potato aphid), 462 nucleotides long. Lineage: Eukaryota; Metazoa; Arthropoda; Insecta; Hemiptera; Aphididae. The record is from the annotation of a GenBank genome assembly.
AUGACUCAAGAAAUCUUUAGUCAGUGGUUGAUCAAAUGGGAUAAUGAACUAGACAGAAAAAUUGUACUUUUAGUAGACAACUGCACAGCUCACAAUGUAAGUUUGAACUUGAAAAAUAUAAAACUGGUUUUUUUACCGGCUAAUACCACAUCACUUAUUCAGCCCUGUGACCAAGGAAUUAUUCGUACACUUAAAGCUUACUAUAGACUAAAAAUGAGAAAAAGGGUAAUCACUCUCAUUGAUGAAAUGUUUGAAUGUGAGUCAACUUCGACUUUAAAGGCUAAUGACCUUUCCAAGAAAAUCAACAUUCUCGAGGCCUUACACUUUGUCAACGAAGCGUGGAAUAAUAUUAGUGAUAUUGUGACUAUUCGAAAUUGUUUUCGUCACGGAGGCUUCGUCAAAACUGAGGAAGAGGAAGAAGAAGAAGAUGACCAUAGUAAAGACCUCAAUGACAAAACAUAA